Messenger RNA from Pocillopora verrucosa, 2357 nucleotides. RefSeq lists its product as uncharacterized. The record is from RefSeq and is a predicted model, not a curated record. Lineage: Eukaryota; Metazoa; Cnidaria; Anthozoa; Scleractinia; Pocilloporidae.
UCCCCAAACAAGAUUAUGUUCAUAUAUGCUGAAAUGUUUGUACCUUCUGAGGGAGGUACGCUCCAGUUAUGUUCCUGAUGCAACUAUGAGAAUUUUGCUCGAGUAUUUGGACGGUGAUGAUAAGAACAUUACUUGUCCGCUGCUUACUGAACGGAUAUACCAAGAUGGUACACCCGGUUGCACAUACAACAACUGGGCUUACAUAAUCAUUGCAAUCGUGGCAUUUAUAAUUGUUGGAAUCCCAUUUACAGCUUUCGUUUGCUGCAUACAGCGGAAGAUACGGAAUAGGCAACGCAUUCGACGCAGCAGCAAUGACCGAUCAAGCCCCUAUCCAUAUCAGCCCAUCAGCAGUGAAGGAAGUGGGCACCCUUCUUAUGGAGCCAUUGACAGUGCUGAUGAGCGUGUAAUCAGAUCUCCAAGCCAUGACUCUGUAUCUACUGCCAGUCUGGCUGAUAAACAGAGCCAGCAUCAAGACACCACAAGUGUGGCAUCUAGUCGUGCAAGCAUGGUUCCAGCCUAUGAUGAUGUAUCUUUAAAUCAACGCAGUGCUGCAGCUAGUAGAUCUCGCCACCCAUCUAAUUCAGAAAAUAUUAAAGAUGGUGCCAAGAACUCAGCAGGAGGGCAAGCCAAUCAAAGGAGAACAUCACGCCUCUCAUCUGAUGGCCAGGAUAGAUUUGUUGACCAACCAGGACAGUUUUAUGAAUCUGUGGAUGUUGUAACAAACUUGCCGAAGCUUCAAGACCAAACUAAAGCUAGAAAUGAUAAACAGCCACCCUCCAAACCUCCCAGGCAAUUCUUUAAUAAAGCUAUCACUCCAGAAACUGAGGAUCAUGUAUAUUCUGAAGUUGAAGGCACUGACUCUAAUAGUGCCUUUCAAUUGCCAUCAAAUGAUGUCAUAUAUGAAAUAAACCCUAAAGAGGAUGGGGCUUUUGAAGGGAGCUCACCAGUGUAUGCUGUUUUAGAACCACCCCUAGAGGUUCCAGAUCAGAAUAAGGGUCCAGAAUCACCUAAUGAACAGAAACCGGGUUUAGAGCAAGAGAAAAAGCCAGCUGAUGACAAAGUUGGAGAGGAUUCCGCUUCAGAUAAUUAUGUAACAGUUCUUCCUCCUACUCCUCCCAAACAAGUUUAUGAACCUGCAAAUGAGAAUUCAGACUUGACAGCAAGUGGCUCAAAUGAGUUUGAUCAAUAUUCUGUGACACCAAAAGAAGAAGAGCCUGACCCUGUGAAGUCAAGAUCUUAUUUUGAGGAGUUUCUUCUGGACAAAGUGAGGGCGUUACCAGCAGAUAAAAGAAAUGGUACUUUCCUUAUUCGAGAUUCAACUUCCUCAACUGGAUUAAAGGUUUUAACCUUGUACUGUUGGAAAAAUGACUCAAAUAAAGAGCUUUACCACUUUAAGAUCAGUUCUGCAGAAGAUGGCUGGGUAUUCCUUUACAAGAGUUCUAAAAGGUUUUCAGACUUAGAUGAACUGUUGAAAGAUCUCAGGAAAGACAAAGAUAUGUUGCCUUGUGUUUUAACUGAACAAGUUUUGCCCUAAUAUUGUUUCCCGGCCCUUCAUGUACAUAAAAUAUUUAUAUUUUAUCAAAUCAAUAUAGAAUUCUUUUAAAAAGAAAACCUUAGUGACAGAUUGCAUGUCGUAAAAAGUGAUUAACAAAUGUAUUUUGUUAAAAGGUAAUUUAGUGUUAACAACUGAGUUGAAAACGUAAAUUGGCCCACUGAUUGAAUCGCUCUGACGAAGGGCUAACGCUCGAAACGUCAGCUUUUUUACUCUGUACGGUGGCCAAUUUACGUUUUCAACUCAGUUGUUAACACUAACCCUAAACCCUAUACUCUCCCACCGACGCAGCACCACAGUUUCUUUAGAAACUUACCCUCUUUAUAUAUUUUGUUAAAAUACAGGUUCGUUUACUAACUGUAAGUAGUGUGGUAGGAAUAUUUUUAAAACAAGUAUAUUACGAUUGGGGCCGAAGUCAAGAGCUGCGAUUUUUGUAUUUUACUUAACAAAUAGAGAAGCCUUGACUGUGCUCUGUUCUGUUGUAAAGCACGCAGGAAGCGGUUAGAGCACGAAAGAAGUGUAGGGGGAAACACGAGACGCAGUCGCCAUCAGAGCACAGUCAAGGCUUCUCUAUUUGUUUUAUAAUAAAGAAUCCGUUAAAUUCCCCAAUAAUUACUUUCAAUUUUCAAAACAAAUCUUAUUUCCAAAGCGAAUAACAGUGUCGUCAGCAUGCUCUAUUUAACAAAUAGAGCACGAAAGAAGUGUAGGGAGAAACACGAGACGUAGUCGAGUGUUUCUCCCUACUUCUUGAGUGCUCUAGCCGCUUCCUAAGUGCUUUAUAACAGAACAGAGCACAGCCAAGGCU